AUGCGUGUUCUUGUUAUUGGUGGCAGUGGACAGACUGGUCGUCUCGUCAUUGAUGAGGCAUUGCAGCGUGGCCACAAGAUUACAGCCUUGAUUCGGAAUCCCUCUGCGCUUCCAGCCAUGGAAGGCCUGAACAUCGUGAAGGGCACACCAGUGGAACCUUCGGACAUUGAAAGCGCUUUCAACGCAGUUCCAGGCGACCUCCCAACUGCCGUGAUCGUCACGCUUUCAUCCCCGAAAGAAAAGGGGACUCGAAUCAUGUCUCACGCGCACGAAAACCUUGUCGCUGCUAUGAAAAGGCAUGGCGUUUCCAAAAUUGUGACAAUGUCUUCAUUUGGAGUAGGGUCUUCUUUCGCGAAUAUCACUGUGAUUAUGAAAUGGGCAAUUUCCCACACUUCCCUUGGGCAUUCAUUCGCGGACCACAAUCAUGUCGAUGAGAUACUCAAGAAAAGCGGAUUGAAGUUCGUGGUGUUGAGGCCAGCGAGACUGACUAUGGCAAAAAAAGCGCCUGUUCAGUUCUUUGGCAACGAUGGGAAAGGACUCGGUAUUUUCGCGGGCCUGGGGGGGAUCUCGAGGGCUAGUGUGGCGGCGUGUCUGGUGGAUGCUGUUGAGAAAAGCACUUGGGAUCUAAGCACUCCUGUGAUAUCAAACUGA
Messenger RNA from Penicillium cosmopolitanum, 651 nucleotides. RefSeq names its product NAD(P)-dependent oxidoreductase. Lineage: Eukaryota; Fungi; Ascomycota; Eurotiomycetes; Eurotiales; Aspergillaceae. The coding region runs from base 1 to 651 and encodes 216 amino acids. The transcript has a single exon. The record is from RefSeq and is a predicted model, not a curated record.